UAGCAUAGGCUGGGUUUGGAAGCUUUGCUACGUACUGCUGAGACCGGGAAGAGAAAUGGACAGAAUGUCACUUGCUGCUUACUGUGGGAUUUGCUGUAGAAAGAUAACAACUUUAGAUACAGCCCGGAAAACUCACAAAGCAUGGAAAGAUUUCAGGAAAAUCGCAAAGUUAACUGGCUCUCUUGUUCUGGGUGGUUGUAUCUUUGCUACAUAUGAAGUUCUGGCUUUAAGGAAGCUACUCUCUUUUGAUACCCAAGUGGUACAGCAAGAAAAAUUGAAGUCCUACAUUUAUUUACAAACGGUUUCUUUGGAUCCAUGUGAAUAUCAAGGAAUUACUUAUCAAGUGAGAAAGGAGCUUCACAGAGCAGCAAGGAAAAUUCUGGACGCCACUGCUAGAAUUUUCCGAAGACCAUUUGAUGAACGCUUCAGUACUUUUGAUAUGGAAGAGCAUGAAUGCGCCUUGUGGCUCCUUCUGAAAAGAACCCAGUCAGAAGAUAAAAUGGUCCGAUUACAAGCUGUGCAGGAACUGGCCUCCAAUCAUUAUUGGCAUGAUUAUCAAUAUAGGACAGCUGCCCAAUCCAUUGAUAAGAGAACUGCUAUUGGUUUAGCUCGAAGUCAGGAUGUUGACCUACGAUUUUUCCUGCCUCCUCCCUUUUUACCAAAACAAGGAGAUAUUACUUGUUUAGAAGAUGAAUUCCGGCUGCUGUUGGCAGCUUUACCUCAGACAGAUCUUGACCCGUGUGUGAAGCAUUUUACAUCUUUGGCUUUAAGAGAAAGCAGUCAGACCAUCGCUGCUCAAAAGGGGGGCUUAUGGUGUUUUGGUGGAAAUGGCCUUCCUUAUUGCGAAAGUCUCAGUACCGUCCCAGCAAAAACUGUCGAACUCUUCUGUUUACAAGCCUUAGUGCAACAUUCCAAGAUUCCUAGUCACUGUGAUGAAAUUGAAUCAAAGAGAGGACUUCAACUGUUAAGGAAAUUGUACCAUCUUUGCAGAGAUUCCCCCAAAAUACAAAGAAGCAUAAUUCACAUAAUUGGAAAUAUGGCACUAGAUGAACAACUUCAUUUAUCUAUAUUAAGUGCAGGUUGGGUUUCUGUGCUAGCCGAUAUGAUGAAGUCUACUCGUGUCAUGGAAUCCUCACAUGCAGCAAGAGCCUUGGCCAACUUAGACAGGGAAACGGUGAAGGAGAAAUACCCAGAUGGAGUAUAUCUUUUGCACCCGCAAUUUCGAACCAAUAUGCCCAUUAAAGCCGAUGUACUUUUUGUUCAUGGCCUCUUGGGGGCAGCGUUUAAAACAUGGCGACAACAGGAUGUUGAGCAGUCAGCAGCGGAGAAAGAUGUGGAUAUGGAGGAUGACUACAGUGAGUGUUGGCCGAAGACAUGGUUAGCAUCUGACUGCCCUUCACUUAGAAUUUUAUCUGUGGAAUAUGACACCCACCUGAGUGACUGGAAAGCAAAAUGUCCUGUGGAGAGCUACAGGGAAUCUCUUGCCUACAGGAGUACUGAGCUUCUCAAGAAACUAAGAGCUGCUGGCAUUGGAGACAGACCACUUGUGUGGCUGUCGCACAGCAUGGGGGGUCUUCUAGUCAAGAAGAUGCUGCUGGAUGCUUCCAUGGACCCUGAAAUGGACUCCAUUAUAAACAACACACGGGGGAUUGUGUUUUAUAGUGUUCCUCAUCAUGGCUCCCGUUUGGCAGAAUACUCAAUAAAUGUUAGAUUUCUGCUUUUUCCUUCAGUGGAAGUCAAAGAACUCAGCAAAGACUCACCUGCCCUCAAAGCACUAAAUGAUGAUUUUCUCUCAUUUGCCAAGGAUAAGAACUUUCCUAUCUUGAGCUUUGCAGAAACAUUGCCAACCCGUGUUGGUAGAAUGCUGAACCUCCAUGUAGUACCAGUGGAAUCUGCAGAUUUAGGCAUAGGAGAGCUCAUUCCAGUAGAGGUUAGUCACCUGAAUAUUUGCAAACCGAAGAACAAGGACUCUUUCCUCUACCUACACACCUUAAAGUUUAUUCAAGAUACCUUAGCAAGAGAACUGGGAAACAUUUAAACUGGAACACUUUGCUUAUUGUUUUUUGGUAUCAUGUGAUUCUAACUUUUAUGCUGAAAGUGUAAGUAGGUUGGCAGAGUUGCAACAAAAGGGUUUAUUACUGUCAGACUGAAUGUAACAUCUCCUAGCAGCAAAUCUCUGGAGUAUAUUUAAUGUAUGAAACAGCAUAGAUGCAGCAUGUCUACAUCUCACAAAGAAAAACCAUGACAGCUUUUGUUCUCCUUUAACUGUCUUGCAAAUGCUCAUCUGGAAGGUUAAUACACAAGAGACAUCUUAUUCAGUGUUUGAUAAGGAAGCUGCUUCUUGAGCUUCCUGAGCAUCUGUUCUUUCAUCAUAAGCAAAAGACCUUCCCUUCCAGAAGUGCCAGGCCUUUUCAUGGCAAGCACACCACACUGGCAUGAUAAAGGCUUGGGCAUAUUUGUAAAUAAGGGAGGAAAAUAGUGGAGUGACAACUAAGCCUGUAAACCCAGGCAAUACUUUGCAAAGGAAAAUCAAGGGUACAGAAGUUCCUCUGCAUUUGCUUUAAGUAAAAACACAUCAGUUAUAGUGCUUUUUGAAAAGCUUGGUUCAGUUUUUUCCCCCAUGGUGAUUAGUUUUUCCAUAUUUGCCUUGAGCUGUAAAAGAAAAGGGGAGUUCAAAAUUGUUCUUUUAUCCUGCAUAAAAGGUUGAGUUCAUAUAGGGAGUUGUCUAACCGCUCAUCAUUGUCCUGGUUGUUGAGUUCACUAUUUAAAUAAAUCUAAACCUCAAAGGGCUUAAGCCUAAUCCUAGGAUCAUAUGAAUAGCCCAGCCAAUUUUAUUCCGUAAUUUUCAGAAUGCCAAGAAAGCAGAAGGGGAGAAUCCUGUCCUCUGAAUUCUCUGCCAUUUGAGUAUUUUGGAAACAAAUAUUAAACAAUUGAUUUGAACAAUCGCUUCUGUGGUCAACUCUCAGUUCAGGCAUUAUAACAAGCCAUAGUUCCAUUUUCCAGGUUAUCAGAAAAACCUUGCGGAAAAUAGUAUGCUCUAUUGUGUGUUUCAUCCACGUAAUCUUCCCAUCUCAAGUUGGUGUGAUCUCUGGAAGCAAAGCAACAGACACAAGGAUAAUUUGGCUGUUUGAAAUCAUGACAAACCAUAUUAGCACAAACCACCUAGUUGCCAGUUGCCAAACAACCUUGGUUUGGACUGUUGCUUUCUUUAGUAAAACUUCCCUUAACUAGGGCUUGACUUUGUCAUAUUUGAAUUAAGCCAAUGUAUAUGUAACACAGAAAACCUUUUACAGGAAAAAGGGAACCUUUAAUCGUAAUGAGCUCCUGUUACCCUGUAUAGAAAAUAGGUGUUUAUGGCUUUUGGAGCAAUCUGAAGUAUGCACUUCCCUCCCCAAUAUAGCUUGUGGCUUAUACUGUAAGAGUAUUUGUGCAAUAAUAAACUAAACUCUUUCAUGUG
Messenger RNA from Varanus komodoensis (Komodo dragon), 3457 nucleotides. It is a transcript of the gene SERAC1, whose product is annotated as serine active site containing 1. Lineage: Eukaryota; Metazoa; Chordata; Lepidosauria; Squamata; Varanidae. Bases 56 to 2038 code for a protein of 660 amino acids. The transcript has 17 exons. The record is from RefSeq and is a predicted model, not a curated record.